Hydra vulgaris (swiftwater hydra) is the source of this 652-nucleotide messenger RNA. Its product is annotated as small ribosomal subunit protein eS8. Gene Ontology annotation, molecular function: structural constituent of ribosome. NCBI's taxonomy places the organism in Eukaryota, Metazoa, Cnidaria, Hydrozoa, Anthoathecata, Hydridae. Gene Ontology annotation, cellular component: ribosome; cytosolic small ribosomal subunit. The record is from RefSeq and is a predicted model, not a curated record. Gene Ontology annotation, biological process: translation; maturation of SSU-rRNA from tricistronic rRNA transcript (SSU-rRNA, 5.8S rRNA, LSU-rRNA).
ACUAUUUUCAAGCCUAAGUUUAGGUUUGAAGAAUUCAAAUGGCAAAUAGUAUUAAUUAUGCAAGAAUUUUAAACUGCUUGAAUUGUUAUUUCACAAAAAGGUUAUUCAACACUUCAUCUAACCUUGAAAGGCUUCGUUCAGAGUGGAGGAGAAAUAGGGCUCCAUCUAACACAAAGCUUGGCACUGAAAAUAUUACCGAAGUAAGAAAGGCUUAUGGAGGAUUUAAAAAGUGGAAAGCUGUCACAGUGAAGAGUGGUAAAUAUAGUUUAACAUCUCAAAAUAUAGAUCCUGAGGAGCUGCAACUUGUAGAUAUUGCUCAUUGUUCUCAAGCUUAUGAGGAGAAAGUUAUAACAUUGCACACGUAUGUUAUUGUAGAUGUCAACCCUUUAAAAGAUAAAAUUAAUAUUGAAAAGCUGACCUUAAGUGAUUCCACCUACAUACAUAUUAAAGAGUUGUUUGAAUCGGGCAAACUUUAUGCAAAAGUUACUACAAAACCAGGGCAGGUUGGAUUGUGUGAUGGCUACAUCGUAGAAGGGUUGGAAUUAGAUAAUUUAGUUAAUAAGAUCAAAAAUUAUCGAUCUGUAUUACAAUAGUUUAUAGGAAAUUACAUUUAUAAAUUGUUUGUUGUCAUUUGAAACGAAAAUCUUUUAAA